GUUUUCUUAUGCAAAAAUAUAAAAGAAUAUAUUUUUUCAAUGGUUUUUUUUUUUUGUUUGAUUGUGUUUAAAGCGAGUGCGCUUCGACGGGCCAAUUGAAGAAUCACGCGCGUGACGACGAAAAGCUCACGAUAAAACAAAUCGUGCAAAGUACAUACAAAUACGAAUUUUAACAAAUUUAUAGAAUUUAUGUAUCUACAUACUUGCGCAUAUACUAAAUGUUUUUUGUUGUUGUGUGAAGUAGUGUUUAUUACGUUGGAAACACACAUGAACAGCUCGACAUUUCGGUAGCGUCACAAGCGGCUUGAUUAUGCUAUAUGCACGACGAGAACAAUUAUCAACACGAAAUAAGCCAAAGCAACAACAAAUCGCGUCGUCAACACAUUUGAAUUUGCGAUUUAAAUUUGAAUUGAAUUAAAUGAAUCUCAGCGUAUAAUUUUCGUAGACGUCGCCGACUUAAUAAGCGACAGCGGGGCGUCCAGACGGCACGCAGGCAGCGCGUUUUCAAUCGUGACUUCAAGUAAACACGCGGUAGUCUAGCGCACAAAACGGAAGUUAUUAAGGCGUGUUAAGUGAAGUAUACAGUGCAGUGCCGUUGAUUAUCCCAUGGGACGCCCAUUUAAUUACUAACUGCAGUGAAAAGGACUAAAAGGGCUUGCCGAGGCAAUUCAGCCAUAUUUAUUACUCCACGGCAAUAUAACGGUGCGCAACGUCUGCGAAUAGCUAUAAAAUAGUGCAACGACCUCUUUUUUGUAUGCUUGUAUUGGUGCGUCCGCGUAUGUGCUCUGCAUUGCAUAGGAGUUAAGGUCCUUUGCACAGCAUAGCGGCAGCAGACAACAGAAAACGGAAGCGGAAACAAAGUAGAGUUGAGUGUUGUGGAGUAGAGAACGAAGUUGUAGAAUAAUUGCAGACGUCGCAGCAGUUUGCGUCAUAAAGGCCCAACUAGCCGCCAAUAAUUCUGUGCCUUUUCACUAACACAAAUACAUACAUACCACUCAGUGCAGUACAUAUAUGUAAACACGUUUGAUUUCGCUUCAUUGUUUUGAUUGCAACGACGAUUUUCGAUCGAUUUUCCUCCACCCAAACAAAAAAAAGAAGAAAGAAUUUCCACCGCCUCCAAUACACCUUCAACCACCGCAGUCAACUUGUGCCGCCGAGUGCCUCAUCGAAUUUGUAUCGAAUUAUUUGAAUAUUUAUAACCAAGCGCCGUAAUACGAGUAGUAGUCGACGAUAUUAAGAAAGGUGAAUGUGCGCCGAGUUUCCAUUUACGCGUUGACCUUUUGUAAGCGCAUAAGCUGAGGUGAAGAAGCAAUACUAGUGAAGCAGCAGUCAGCAGUCGCCCACAAGUUUUGCACUUUUUAGCGAAUUAAGCUCAAUAAUUUGAUUGAGUACUCAACGGCAGUUGGCAGCUUGGCAGCAAAGUAGGAAAUAAAACGAAUUGCACACAUCAAACGACAAAUGAGCUUCAUAAUCGAAAGUGGCAACACGUCAGCAGUGAAUACAGUUACAGCAACUACAGCUCGAACAAAAGAAGAAGAAGAAGAAGAGGAAGAAGUGACAGCUAGCGACAACAGCAGCAUUGACUUUAGCAGAAGUAGCAACAGCAGUCAGCGCCUACCCCGACGCACACUCACCUCACCACCACCUCCCAAGCCACCCAAGCCACUCAAGCUGACAAAGUGCCAUAGCAGUGAUUAUCAGUUGCAACAUCAUCUGCUACUCGUCGACUUACCGAACUAUCAACAGCAACACCACGAACAUAAUCAAAUCAAUCACGCGCUUCGACAGCCGCCACAUAGACAUCAGCAACAUAAACCUCCACAUCAGCAUAAGCAUCAAUAUCAUCACUAUCAUAUCCAUAAUAAGCCGAAAACCCCACCAAAUUCACAGCAAGUACAACAAAAAGAGCAACAAAGCGAUAGCAGUAACUUAAUGCCUUCACUGGAUUAUGGUGUGCCGCCACCGCUGCCACCAAAACCGAAAAGUUUAUUGCAACACAUCAAACCGCAGCAACAGCAACAGCAACAGCUUCAGGAGCAACAACAAUAUCAGCUGUUACAGCAACAAAAAAUAUUACAGCAACAAUUGCAACAACAGUUACAGCAACAGCUGCAGCAAGUGCUUAAACCACAACAGCAGUUACUGGCUGAGCCGCAACAACAAAACGAUCAGCAGCAGCAACAAAAGCAAUCGCGGCGAAAUUCCAAUGACACCACCACACAUCAUCAGCAACAAUCACCUAAAUCACCAAAGCCGCCGCCAUCACCACGUACCUCAAAAUCCCCACUACCGCCAACGUCAUCCUCACCGCUCGCACUUCAGUCUGCUGGCAGCAAGAAGGACGCUGCGAAAUCGCCAACGCAAUCACAAACGCAAACUCAGACAUUUCAAUUCCAUCGUUUCCAUCAUCACAAAUCGGCGCCCACAUUUGAUCUCUUCUUCAAAUCGCCCACGAAUUCAUCCAGUGCCACGCCCCUAUCCAAAUCACGCCGCAACAGUUCAUAUCAUUCGUACGAUGAUUUGGAUGCAACGAGCGCCGAGAAGAAAGUUGUAUCCAGUUUGAAAUAUUUGUGCGCCUGCACUGGCGCCACUUUGCGAAAUCUCUCGAAGAAAACAAAAGAUUUACACGCGAAGAAUUACUGUUACACGAAGGUAAAUCGAUGGGUGAGAAAGUGUUUGUAGAGUCGUAGAGGAUGUUAACCUACGUAGCAAGGGUAUACUAUUUCGAGAUAUGUAAUUGUUUUGUUUGUAUUGAUGAAAGGCAAUUAGAGUUAUUGAUAUGAAAAACUUUUGCUUUCGGUAAAGUAGCGUUACUCUUAUUAACAGAUUUAGCUACUCAUAGUGUGAAAAAUACAUCGAUAGUGAUGCCGAUAACACGGUGGUAUAUGUAUGUACAUUAGACCGUACCACCUUACAAACAAAAAAAAACAGUUCGCUGUACUCCCCUGAGUAAAAUAUUUUUGCAAGGCAAUUUGGAAACAAAAAUUUUGUUUUGACGGACCAAGGGGUCGUGGGUAAGUACAAGUA
Messenger RNA from Rhagoletis pomonella (apple maggot), 3027 nucleotides. Its product is annotated as putative mediator of RNA polymerase II transcription subunit 26. Bases 1459 to 2682 code for a protein of 407 amino acids. NCBI's taxonomy places the organism in Eukaryota, Metazoa, Arthropoda, Insecta, Diptera, Tephritidae. The transcript has 2 exons. The record is from RefSeq and is a predicted model, not a curated record.